AACUUUUGGGAAAGUUAGUCAUAGGAAUUAACUUAUCUUAAACAGAAAAUGAUAUUAUUUCUACUGUCCAGGAUCUGAUUGUCAGUAUUAAUAAGACAGCGAAACAGUAGGCCCUCAGUAAAAACAGACCUGCGUAUUCUUCUCCUAGUGAAAGGUUCUUUUUCCAUGGUGGAAACAGGAAAAUCGAAGCAUGUGGUAGCAGAAGUAACUUGGUCCAUGGGGUGAGGUCAUCGUGCGGUAAGGAACUUGUGACGCCUCUGCUUGCUGAAGUCAGGUCGGCCCCUGGAGGGUCUCAGCACAUAUUGACUUGCUGGAAGCAGGAGCAGGUGGUCUUUCUAGAUACGUCCAGGCUACUCUGCUGUUUGGCUGGAGUGAGCCGCUGCCUGGGUUUUCAGGGAAAGCUAACCGCCAGGGAGCGGAUCAGCCUCUUACUGGAUCCAGGCAGCUUUGUGGAGAGUGACAUGUUUGUGGAACACAGAUGUGCUGAUUUCGGGAUGGCUGCUGAUAAGAAUAAGUUUCCUGGAGACAGCGUGGUCACUGGACGGGGUCGAAUCAAUGGAAGAUUGGUUUAUGUCUUCAGUCAGGAUUUUACAGUUUUUGGAGGCAGUCUGUCUGGAGCACAUGCCCAAAAGAUUUGCAAAAUCAUGGACCAGGCUUUAACAGUGGGGGCUCCGGUGAUUGGGCUGAAUGACUCUGGAGGUGCUCGCAUCCAGGAGGGAGUGGAGUCCUUGGCUGGCUAUGCGGACAUCUUCCUGAGGAACGUCAUGGCAUCCGGAGUCAUCCCUCAGAUUUCUCUGAUCAUGGGCCCGUGUGCUGGAGGGGCUGUCUACUCCCCGGCCCUCACAGACUUCACAUUCAUGGUGAAGGAUACUUCCUACCUGUUUAUCACUGGCCCUGACGUAGUGAAGUCUGUCACCAAUGAGGAUGUCACUCAGGAGCAGCUGGGUGGUGCCAAGACCCACACCACCAUGUCAGGUGUGGCUCAUAGAGCUUUUGAGAAUGAUGUCGAUGCCCUGUGUAACCUCCGCGAGUUCAUCAACUACCUGCCCCUCAGCAGCCAGGACCCGGCUCCCAUCCGAGAGUGCCAUGAUCCCAGUGACCGUCUGGUUCCUGAGCUUGACACGAUUGUCCCUCUGGAAUCAACCAAAGCCUAUGACAUGCUGGACAUCAUACACUCUGUUGUUGAUGAGAGAGAAUUUUUUGAGAUUAUGCCCAAUUAUGCCAAGAACAUUGUUGUUGGUUUUGCCAGAAUGAAUGGGAGGACCAUUGGAAUUGUUGGCAACCAGCCCAAGGUGGCCUCAGGAUGCUUGGAUAUUAAUUCAUCUGUGAAGGGGGCUCGCUUUGUCAGAUUCUGUGACGCAUUCAAUAUUCCACUCAUUACUUUUGUUGAUGUUCCUGGAUUCCUGCCUGGCACGGCACAGGAAUAUGGAGGCAUCAUCCGGCAUGGCGCCAAGCUGCUCUACGCAUUUGCUGAGGCAACGGUGCCCAAAAUCACAGUCAUCACCAGGAAGGCCUAUGGAGGUGCCUACGAUGUCAUGAGCUCCAAGCACCUUCUUGGUGACACCAACUAUGCCUGGCCCACUGCUGAGAUCGCAGUCAUGGGAGCAAAGGGUGCUGUGGAGAUCAUCUUCAAAGGGCACCGGGACGUGGAAGCCGCCCAGGCAGAGUAUGUGGAGAAGUUCGCCAACCCAUUCCCUGCAGCAGUGAGAGGAUUUGUGGAUGACAUUAUCCAGCCCUCCUAUACUCGUGCUCGGAUCUGCUGUGACUUGGAUGUCUUGGCCAGCAAGAAGGUUCACCGGCCCUGGAGGAAACAUGCAAAUAUCCCAUUGUGAACAGAUGGAAGGAAAACAGACCAGCCCAAGCUACUGGCUGUUUAUAGCCCAUCCCUGCCUUUCUCAAUCAUGAAAACCUGGGAAUCUAACUACCAGUAAUAACUUAGAAGGUUAUUAAAUCUUAGAAAAAGCUCUUGUGCCUUGCUAUAAAAUUAUUUGCUCUAUUAAAAAUCUAAAUUGAUA
Messenger RNA from Nannospalax galili (Upper Galilee mountains blind mole rat), 2015 nucleotides. RefSeq names its product propionyl-CoA carboxylase subunit beta (gene Pccb). Gene Ontology annotation, molecular function: propionyl-CoA carboxylase activity. The transcript is spliced from 15 exons. The record is from RefSeq and is a predicted model, not a curated record. Lineage: Eukaryota; Metazoa; Chordata; Mammalia; Rodentia; Spalacidae. Bases 462 to 1832 code for a protein of 456 amino acids. Gene Ontology annotation, cellular component: mitochondrion.